Dermochelys coriacea (leatherback sea turtle) is the source of this 1893-nucleotide messenger RNA. RefSeq names its product enoyl-CoA delta isomerase 2 (gene ECI2). Lineage: Eukaryota; Metazoa; Chordata; Testudines; Dermochelyidae. The coding region runs from base 2 to 1402 and encodes 466 amino acids. The record is from RefSeq and is a predicted model, not a curated record. Gene Ontology annotation, molecular function: fatty-acyl-CoA binding. The transcript is spliced from 10 exons.
CAUGUCCCACACCGCCCCUCACACCCACACGCAGCCCGCCCACAGGCGCGCCCCGCCGGCCAGGGAAGGGGGCGGUGGCAGCGGCUCCUCCCCCCGGGGGGCGGGACCGGGGCCCUGUCCUGCCGCCGCCCCCGACAAGCGGGAGCUCGCUGGGCUGCGGCGCCUGCGUCCCGCCCCCGCGCAGGUCGGAGCCGGCAUGGCGGCGGCUGGUGCUGUCGCCUUCCGCGUGGCCCGGAGCCUGCGGCUGCGCCCGGUCUGUGGGGCACGUAGGACAGUGCAUGCUGUCUUUUUUCCUGUAAUUCAGCUGCACACGACUGGAGCUGUCAUGCGAGUCAGUCAGGAAGAUUUUGAAAAGGCUAAAGAUCAGCUGAAGCUUUUGAAGGAGGACCCUGGUAAUGAAGUAAAGUUGAAGCUCUACGCAUUGUUUAAACAGGCUACCGAGGGUCCCUGCAGUUCUCCGAAGCCUGGCAUGCUUGACUUUGUCAAGAAGGCCAAAUGGGAUGCAUGGAGUUCACUUGGCAGUUUGUCUAAGGACAAUGCCAGACAGAAAUAUGUUGACCUUGUGUCAGGUUUGGUCUCUUCUGAGUCUUCUAGCCAGGUGAAAGAUACCACUUCGGACAGCAAACAUGUAUAUGAAACCCUACAGGUUACCACUGCAGACAACAUCACUAAGAUAAUGCUAAACCGCCCUGAGAAGAAAAAUGCUAUCACCACACAGAUGUACAGAGAAAUUAUUCAAGCACUUGAAGAAGCUGCCACGGAUGACUCAGUCAUAACUGUAAUAACAGGAAAUGGGGAUUAUUACUGUAGUGGAAAUGACCUGAAUAACUUUACCAAUAUCCCACACGGUGGAAUAGAGAAGAUGGCAAAAGAUGGUGCAGUAUUACUCGAGAACUUUGUCAACCAUUUUAUUGAUUUCCCUAAGCCAUUGAUUGCAGUGGUGAAUGGUCCAGCUGUUGGAAUCUCUGUAACUCUUCUUGGGCUCUUUGACAUUGUGUAUGCUACUGACAGGGCCACAUUUCACACCCCAUUUAGUGAACUCGGCCAGAGUCCAGAAGGAUGUUCUUCUUACACGUUUCCAAAGAUAAUGGGCUUAUCCAAGGCAAACGAGAUGCUUCUUUUCAACAAGAAGUUGACUGCAGGGGAAGCGUGUGCCCAGGGACUUGUGACUGAGGUUUUUCCUGACACGGCUUUUCAAAAGGAAGUUUGGAUGAGACUUAAAACUUAUGCAAAUCUCCCCAAAAACUCCUUGGCUCUGUCAAAGCAGUUAAUACGAGGUGUGGAAAAGGAGAAGCUGCAUGCAGUUAACUGUCAAGAGUGUGAACUCCUCAGGGAAAGGUGGUUAUCUGAUGAAUGCAUGAAUGCUAUUAUGAGCUUCUUUGGGAAGAAAUCAAAACUCUAAUUUUUAUUGUUGGUGAAGAUCAAGCUCCUGAAGCUCAUCUGUUUAUCCUCACUGAAAGGAUUUUAAUAAAUGAAUACACUUUUGGGGGGGAGUAAAUCCUAGUUGUGCCUUUUUAUUGAUGUUGAUUAUUACUGUAUUAAUUGUAUAGAAACAAUUUCAUAAAAAUUUUAGUAACUUGUAAGUUUUAUCUUUCUGUCGCCUGACAUUUUAUAUUCAGACAUGAAUUUGUGAUGCCAAACACACUGGAUCCUUCGGCCUGGGUUGUUGGCUGGGAAAGCAUUCAUUGCUUUACAUGCUGAAAUGAUGUCUUUGAAUAUAACUACAGCUGUUUGUCUUCCAGAAGGAGUCAUGGAUUCAAUAGCACCAAAUCUUGAUAGUUCUUGGAUAACUGAGUGAUAGUCAUAUGAUGCUAACAUGUUUCUUUUUAUCCAUCUAAUAUAGGAAAGGAAAUAUAGUAUAAGUAUAAAAUAAAUAUUAAUAUUUGUUACUAA